Messenger RNA from Anopheles nili, 1047 nucleotides. RefSeq names its product nucleoporin Nup43 (gene Nup43). The coding region runs from base 1 to 1047 and encodes 348 amino acids. Gene Ontology annotation, cellular component: nuclear pore outer ring. NCBI's taxonomy places the organism in Eukaryota, Metazoa, Arthropoda, Insecta, Diptera, Culicidae. The transcript is spliced from 3 exons. Gene Ontology annotation, molecular function: protein binding. The record is from RefSeq and is a predicted model, not a curated record.
AUGGAUUUAGCAUCGAAUGAUUAUAGCAAACGGAGUAGCAUUGUUGGCCAUAUUGCUCCGCAUCAAAUCUCUGCUGUACGCUGGUUACCGCGAAGAAGCAAUGAUGAACUCUACUUCGUAACUGGCAGUUUGGCAGAAACGGUGAACAGUGUCAUUCUAUGGUACUUUUCGGUUGACAAAAAUAGUGAAGAUGGCCUGCAGCUUGUCCCAAAAUCACUCGCCGAGUUCUCUGUUUCAAACGAUGUUGUCGGUAUUGAAAUGCUGGAUAGCAACAACGUGGUCUGCGCUACAUCUGAUGGCAAGCUCAUGAACAUUAAUCGAUUUCUCUUUUCAGGCAUAAUCAGUGUGUUGGAUGUUAAUGAAGAAGAUAUACUUGCGUACAGAUUAAUGGAAAAAUGCAGCUUAAAGGAUCUGCACGGAACUAAUGCCUUUGGUUCUGCCUGUUCCGGCAUUUCAGCUUACAAACAAAUCGUUGCAACCGCAGGCGAAGACGGCUACGUGAACAUAGUGGCCGCUGAUGUUGGCGAAAUAGUGCAUACGAUAAAAGAUCCGAACAAUUCAAGCAUUCGUUGCGUUUCGCUGGUUCAUACCAAUAUCGUUGUUGCCGGGCGUCAGAGUGGGUUCUUGGAUUGCUAUGACACCAGACAAGGAGGAAACAAUCCAGUAAUUUACAUCGAUACAAAAUACGAAGAAGAUCAAGAUUUAAAUACUCCAACGUGCUUGAAUUUGUCUCCCAAUCUAAAUGUUACUUGCGGUUUGGAGUGUGGUACCAUAUUGCUGUGGGACAUGCGAAAUCCAAGUAAUACCACAGCGAUGGACGGAGGACAUACUAGUAUGCUGAACGAAAUACGAUUUGCACCGGAAAGAGGAAACCUGAUGGUCUCUGCAGAUACUAAAGGAAAAAUUAUGCAAUGGGGAAUACAGAAUAGAAUACAGCGUCUGAUGGAAUCCAAGUCCAUCAAUUCGAUUGAUGUGGACCUCACCCACAUAAUUGCUGGCGGAGAUAGCGAAAUGUUAUUUAUGAUAGAAUUAUAUCGUGAAAAUUAA